Messenger RNA from Protopolystoma xenopodis, 627 nucleotides. NCBI's taxonomy places the organism in Eukaryota, Metazoa, Platyhelminthes, Monogenea, Polystomatidea, Polystomatidae. The record is from the annotation of a GenBank genome assembly.
UUUCUGACCAUGCUGAGGAGGACGGCAACUAUGCACUGUCUUGUUGUGCCUGCACUCAAUCACCUGUUUGCUCGAGAAUCAGUUGGUCUGGCCGAUAGAAGACGUCGGCAUCUGACUCGAAGCUCCAUCACCAUCUCGCCUGCCAGACUCAGACUUGGUCUGAUUGAAGUGCUCGAUAGUGGGACAAAACCAUCGAUAAUCAGACAGUGGACUUGGUAUAUUCUCAAACGUUUCGCCGGCAUCCUAGUCGGCAUCGUCAGUGAGUUUCGCCAUUGUCCACACCAAGCUACGAACGCGUCCGAGACAAGAAGGAGGAGUGAUAGCGUAACCAUUUUAGGCAUAACUAUGACAGACCACUUCGGACUAGUCCGUGAAGUAUGGAUACCUGCUCUGAUGAUGCCUGUCACGGUACAGUUUCAUCGGGGUUGUAGGACGGUGAGCCAAAGACUUCUUCGCACAAUUCAACAGUUUUCCCUACGCGACAAUCCUGCUUCGGCUUCCGAUGAGACCACAAAACGAAUUCCUUCCAACCAACAUUUCCUGCGAAAUGGAGAGUCGUGCCACAUACUUUAUGGGGCAUCUCAUGAUUUGGUUAGUUACUUCAUACUUUGUUGGAAUCAUCCGUAG